UUCAAGAUCGCGGUCAUCUACAAAAUAAGUGCGCAAUUUCCAUUUCUAAUCUCUGCAAUUCAGAUUCAGAGCUCGAUUCGUUCGAUUUCUCAGAAAGCUAUGGAGGGAGGUCAUCUUCUCAAGUUGAUUAUAGAAAAAGGCCAUCGAGAAGGAGAAACCCUAGAAUUCCAACCUGGAAAGCCGGUUAAGAUCGGCAGAGUCGUUCGAGGUAACACUUUAGCAAUUAAAGACGCCGGUGUUUCCUCUAAUCACCUCUCCAUUGAAUUCGUCUCCGGCGAAUGGAUUCUUUCCGACCUAGACUCCUCCAACGGAACAAUUGUGAACGGCGAAGUUAUUAAGGCCGAUAACCCUGCUAAGCUAGUGGAUGGCGAUACAAUUAAGAUCGGAGAGCGUUCUUCCAUCAAAGUUAGUAUUGGAGUGCCAAAUGACGAUGUUGAUGUACGGAGAAACCCUAGGCGGCGAACUGUUAAGAAUGCGGAGCAGGAAUCAGUUGGGAUUGCGACAACUAGGAGUCGUCGUGGAGGUAAGGUUGCUUUGAUUGUUGAUGUGAAAAAACCAGAGUUAGGGUUAGGGUUUGAUGGUGAUGUUGGGGUUUCUCGAGUUAGAAAGGCUGUGACUGAAAGUGUUGUUGAUGUUCAAGAGAGUUUGCCUACGGCUGUAGAAGUUGGGACAAACCAAACUAGGUCAACUCGUAGUUUAAGAAAUCAACUGAAGACGAACCCCAGCUUGUUGCCUCCGCUUAGCUCAACUAUUGAUACACCUUCUGUGUUGAAAGAAGAAGCUUUGGCUCAGAUUGUUGAGAAGAAGACUCAACGGGGCAGAGGUAGGCAGAAAAAAUUGGUGGAGGAUCCGCCAUUAACAACUGUGAAUGAUAGUAUGAAGGAAGAAGAGGCUUUACCUCAGAUUGUUGAGAAGAAAACUCAACGGGGCAGAGGUAGGAAGAACAAACCGGUGGAGGAUCUGCCAUUAACAUCCAGAACUGAGGCUUUUGCAGGGAAUAGUAGUUUGAAGGAUUCCCAUAAUGAGGAAGAAACCAUCAAGGAAGAUACUGAUCCAAGGAAUGAAAAUGAUGUACCUUUUGUGUUGGGAGAAGAGGCUUUACCUCAGAUUGUUGAGAAGAAAACUCAACGGGGCAGAGGUAGGAAGAACAAACUGGUGGAGGAUCUGCCAUUAACAUUCAGAACUGAGGCUUUUGCAGGGAACAGUAGUUUGAUGGAUUCCCAUUAUGAGGAAGAAACCAUCAAGGAAGAUACUGAUCCAAGGAAAGAAAAUGAUAUACCUUUUGUGUUGGGAGAAGAGGCUUCAGCUCAGAUUGUUGAGAAGAAAACUAAACGAGGCAGAGGUAGGAAGAAAAAAGUGGAGGAAAAUCCAGCAUUAACUACCAGAAAUGAGGCUGAUUUUGCUGAGAGCAGUGGCUUGAAAGAUUCCCAUUUUGAGGAAGAACCCAUUAAGGUUCAGUCUGGGAACAAUUCUGAUCCAACGAAAGAAGAUGAUGAAAUCGAUGGGAAUGAACUCAUGCUUCAAGAAGAUGAUGAAAUGGAUGGGAAUGAACCCGUGCUUCAAGAAGAUGAUGGAAUCGAUGGGAAUGAACCCGUGACUCAAGAAGAUGAUGAAAUCGAUGGGAAUGAACCCGUGCUUCAAGAACAAGAUGCAGCAGCUGAUUUUGAUGAAGAACCGGAUUUGGAGAAAAUGACUCUUGGAGACUGGUUUGAUUAUUUGAUAGUAUCUCUAUCGAAGCAGAUCCGUGAUGAGGCUGAGGAGAGGAUCGCAGAUAUGAGAAUGAAAGCUGAAAUAGUGAACAAGUUAGUGGUGCAGACAAAGAAUCGAGAGAACAAGGGUAAACGACCUCUGGUCUAAAAGGGGAAACACACUAUGGCAUAAGCAACGAGCAAAAUCAUUCACGAAAUUGGGCGCGGGAAGAACUCCCAUGUCUACAGAGCACUAUGCUUACCAUUGAAUAUGUAUGUGGUCAUAAAAGCCAUCAAUCUUGAUCAAUCAAGUGAUUUGGAUGAAGGUAUACAAAAGGCUUCGACCAAGUUCAAUUCAGUUCGCAAUCAUCCAAACAUCCUCAGUUCCUACUGUAUCUUCGCCGUCGACAGCCAAGUAUGGGUAGUUAUGCCCUCAAUAUCAGCCGGAUCUCUUCAGUCCAUAAUCUCAUAUUCUUUCCCCAAUGGACUGCCAGAAGACUGUAUCGUUAUUAUUCUUAGGCAAACCUUGAAUCUUCUCUAUUAUCUCCAUUUUGAUCAAAUCGUCCAC
This is a messenger RNA of Impatiens glandulifera, 2256 nucleotides long. RefSeq names its product FHA domain-containing protein At4g14490-like. The coding region runs from base 100 to 1857 and encodes 585 amino acids. Gene Ontology annotation, molecular function: protein binding; mRNA binding. NCBI's taxonomy places the organism in Eukaryota, Viridiplantae, Streptophyta, Magnoliopsida, Ericales, Balsaminaceae. The transcript is spliced from 2 exons. The record is from RefSeq and is a predicted model, not a curated record.